GGCUCAGGGGCUGGGAGCGCCGGGAGCUCCGUGCCCCGCCCGGCCGGCCGCGCCCGCGCUCCGCCCGUCCCGGCCCGCCCCGGGAGGGCCCUCUGAGCCGCGUAGGGCGUGGGUCCGGCGCUGCCUGCGAGCAGGUGACACCGCGGCUGCCCGGCGCCGUGUGCGCGGCAUGUGCGCGCCCGUGUAGCGGGGCGGCCCCAUGGGCGGCGGCGCCGGCUCCUGCCUCUGCCCCCCGUCUCUGGAAGCCUGGGCAGGAAACGCUCCUCAUGUCUCCCUGAUAAAAAUAAAAGCGACUCCAUCCUCCCGGCCGCAGAGUGUCCCCGCGCCCGGUUCGACGCGGGGCUGAGCCGGCCCCGCCGCCCGGCAGCGCCUCGCCCCGCCGCCCAGAGCGCCGGGCCGCGCCGCCGCCCAUGGACAUCGCGACGGGUCCUGAGUCCUUGGAGAGGUGCUUCCCGCGGGGCCCGCCGGACUGCGCCAAGAUGCUGGACGGUAUUAAAAUGGAAGACCACCCCCUGCGUUCGGGGCCGGCCACGCUGGGAGUGCUGCUGGGGUCGGAGUGCCAGCACCAGGCCGUCUGCGAGGGCUGCCAGCGGCCCAUCUCGGACCGGUUCCUGAUGCGGGUGAACGAGUCCUCCUGGCACGAGGAGUGCCUACAGUGCGCCGCUUGCCAGCAGGCGCUUACCACCAGCUGCUACUUCCGGGACCGCAAGCUCUACUGCAAGCAGGACUACCAACAGCUGUUUGCCGCCAAGUGCAGCGGCUGCAUGGAGAAGAUCGCCCCGACAGAGUUCGUGAUGCGAGCCCUGGAGUGCGUGUACCACCUAAGCUGCUUCUGCUGCUGCGUGUGCGAGCGCCAGCUGAGGAAAGGGGAUGAGUUUGUCCUCAAGGAAGGGCAGCUGCUCUGCAAAAGUGACUAUGAGAAAGAGAAGGACUUGUUGAGCUCGGUCAGUCCAGACGACUCAGACUCAGUUAAAAGUGAUGAUGAAGAUGGAGAUGUUAAGCCCACCAAAGGCCAAGUAACCCAAGGAAAAGGAAGUGAUGAUGGGAAGGACCCAAGAAGACCUAAACGACCAAGGACAAUACUUACUACACAGCAGAGAAGAGCAUUCAAAGCAUCCUUUGAAGUGUCUUCCAAGCCCUGUAGAAAGGUCAGAGAAACACUAGCAGCUGAAACAGGGCUCAGCGUGCGAGUCGUCCAGGUCUGGUUUCAAAACCAAAGAGCAAAGAUGAAAAAGCUAGCGCGAAGGCAUCAGCAGCAGCAGGAGCAACAAAACUCGCAGCGACUAGGACAAGAAGUGAUGUCCAACCGAAUGGAAGGGAUGAUGACAUCUUACACACCACUUGCACCACCACAGCAGCAGAUUGUAGCAAUGGAGCAAAGCAGUUAUGGCACAGACCCAUUUCAGCAGGGUCUUACCCCUCCACAAAUGCCAGGCGACCACAUGAACCCCUAUGGAAAUGACUCCAUUUUUCAUGAUAUCGACAGUGAUACCUCUUUAACUAGCUUGAGCGACUGUUUUCUUGCCUCUUCUGAAGUUAACUCCAUGCAGGCUAGAGUAGGAAACCCCAUUGACAGGCUGUACUCUAUGCAGAGCUCCUAUUUCGCCUCAUGAAAAUAAGAAAACAAACAGCCGGCGUGUGUUUAGCCAGUGACUUUUCCAGUGCAGACUCUACAGCCAUAUGUUGCUCAGCUCUUCCUUCACAGUGACUCUGCUGCCUCUGGACUGCAAAGAGCAUUUUUUUAGGAAGACUGUCUCUGUUUGCAUAUAUGUGUAUGUAUGUAUAUAUACUUUAAUACCUACCUACCUACAUACAUAUAUAGAGAAACAAAACACAUCCACCCGUCCCAUACCCUUGAUUCCCAGCCUGCACCAGACCACGAGACAAGCAUGGAAGGAACAGAAGAACCUGCUCGUCCUCAGCCUUUGAUUUGGUUUGGUUUGAGCUCGUCAUCCUAAAGGAAAUGGAUUUUGUGGAAAGCUAGACCUUUUCCUCCUUUCUCUCUUCCUUUCUUUUGGAUGUUUAAACUUUUUUUUUUUUUAAAGCUGCUGAUACUGACAUCAGUUGACCAUAUGACAAAUAAAUCAAAGAAACUGGAGAUUCCUCCCUUUUCUUACUGCAUGAUUCAUACUAUGUUGUGGAUAAAUUGCCAUUUGAACUGUGGGAAGUUAAUGUAAAUGUGAUGUUCAACAUUUGUUUCCUUUCUACGCUUUUUCUACAUAACCUAGAUCUGCUCAUUAGUUUAUAGCCCUUAUGCAUAUGAUACUGAGGAAACUGGUUAACAGUAUUUGUGGAGAAAGCCAGUGAUUUCAGAAUAAGAAAGGUCUAUGACUCUGGAGAGGACACGCACAUUAGGGACAGAGGCAUGUAGGUUAGUGUUGAUCUUAAAUAAUUAAAACUAAGGGUGCUUGCGAGACAGUUUUGUUUAUUAUUUUUUUUUUUUUAGUGUGAGAUUAAAACAUUUACAUUUGUUUGUAAGUUUUGCAGUGCCAAAUUUCAAGUCUAGGCCACAACAGCCAGACAAGUGUUUAUUCAUUCUGUUCUGUUUAUUUAUGUUUUGCAUGAGGCAUAAACAUGCUGUACUCUAUUGUCCAUCUGGAAUAAUUAAGCACUCCUUUAGUUAAUUAUCUUGCCUCAGCAAGAAUCGAGGAUACACAGUUCUAGCCUGAAACACCAGAAGUCCUGAAAUGUGCACCAGCUGCGAACAGGAAAGUAUGAAAGAGCUCAUGGUGGGAAGUUCAGGUAUGUUGAGCUGGAGUCUAACCAAGUCCUGCAGAUCCUCCUGCUACCAGGACUCCUGGCUGUGGCUCCAAUCAACCGGUCAGUGCCAGCGCCAGAAGAACAGGUAUGCUGAAGGAGGGGAUGUCCCGGCUGAAGUCUGAUUGUCUCUGAUGUUGAAGUUUGAGCAUAUGUCAUAUAGAUUUUCGUAGGGCAUAAAAUAUCAUAAAUAAUAAUAGUAUAGCUAUAAAUAUUGCCUGGUGAUAAUUAUAAUGUGGAGAGGCAGACAAGUACAGUCAUGGCUCUCAGUGGAGAAAACUUCAUGGGGAGAAUUUGCCAGGGUAAUAUCAGUAAUUAUAGGGUGUGUUCAAAAUAGAGCUCACGGGGAAAGAUUGGCAGGAUAGGCACUUUCUUAAAUAAAUACCUUUAAUAUAUUGACCAUAAUAGCUGAAAAACAAGUCCAAAGCUUUGGUUAAUCUAACUCCUUCAGGACUGGUACCAGGCCAGCACUGCAGUGUCCCUGUGGGGCUCAGCACCUUCUCUGGGAGAGUGGGACUCUGGGACUGCCUUGGAGGGGGAGGCCAGAGCAGGACCCCUGCAGCCUUGGCACCCAGGACGGGAGGAGCGUUGCUUGUGGCACUGUGUCCUUGGCCUUGGGGGGAUGAUCCUGCUGGGAACCCCGCAUCACUGAUGGAGACAGGUCCUCUGGGUGUCCCGGAGGCAUGGGUGGGAAGGGUAGGAUGAUGGGUCCAAGGAAAAACAUGAGAUCGUUUUCCCCCAGCAGGGAAAAGUGUACCGAGUAUGUUGGAGGUUUGUUGAGAAAGUUAAGUUUUAUCUGCAGGAUAAGCACGUUGGUUCUCACUCUGGAGAGAAGGACAACACCGUUGAGGAGGCCCUGUGUGUGUGUGUGUGUGUGAAUGGCGCAGAGGCGCAGAGCACAGCCCAAGGCAAGCCCUUCCACUGCCUGCCGCACACAGCCUUGGUCAGGGAAGGGACUGGUGACUCUGCCAGGGUGCUGGGGACGCUCCUGUCCCUGUCCCUGCUGGUUUCCAUUGCUGUUUUCCCCAGGGAGGUGAUCCAUCACAUCCAUAUGCUUUGUCUAGAGGCCAUUCCCUGCUUUCUGGCGGGGAUGUGGUUUUCAUUUGAGGGUUGUGAGCCCCUGGAUAUAUUUUGAAAUUGAAAGGAUCUUCUUUUCUUGCCCAUCCCACUCAAUUAUUUUUCCCUUUCCUUAUGUAUCAAAAUAAACAACAAUUUCCUUUCUCUCUGCAUGAAAACAAACAUCUAUAAAGAACUCAGGUGAUCCUCACUGCUUGCAGGGCAGAAGGCAAGCAGGUUUCAUAUGGCACAUAUAAACAUUUGUCACCACCACAAUGGAUUCAUCGUUUCCCUCCUUAUCCCUCUGCUGUGCUACGUUAGAGUCACAGAAAAGUGUCUUCACCCUCUCAGACAUACCAGUUUAUAGACUACUCACACAGGCACAACUUUGCUUCAUAUUUCAUUACUGACAGGAUCAAAAUGGCAUUUUUAGGGUUUACAGGGACUUAUAUGAGAACUCUAAUGUGACCUACAGUUUGGAGAACUGCCUUGUCCCAACUCUACCUCUGCGUUUGGGUUGGAUGUUGAAAAAACAAUCCAUCUCCAAGGAAAAAAUCAGAUAUCCCAUUUUAUAGAUGAAGUAACCAUAAUAAUUUGCUGAUUUUGGAUGGCUUGGAUGACGUUUUCCACCUUUUUUUUUUCCUUUUCAUUUCUUGUACAUAUCAUCUCCUAUCCCUUGGUGUGUUGUAUGGUGAUGCCUUAGCUGUUUGUUGCCCCAUGUUCUGCCACAUUUGGAGCCACACACGCAGCCCAGUCAGACCCUUGCCAUGUGUAACAUUUCCUGUGCCAUGGUGGGCAGCUGCUGCUGGUCCAGGGAAGGCAUACAUAGCCAAGGAUUUCCAGUGGGCCUGUUGUAGCUGGCAAAGGCCAAAGUUCAUUAAAGCAAAAUAAAUGUCACUUCCUUUUUGUAGAAUAAAUUACUCUACUGGAGUGUGAUCAUUGUGGUUUUAACCUGGGACCUGCAGUAAAAGAUUAUACAGCAACCUCUGACCUUUUUGAUUUCUGCUCUACUCUUUUAUUGUCAAGGGAAUGUCCCCGAUCAGGUGAAAGUAAAACGUUUAGUGGGCCAUAUCACAGUAAUAUCUUACAUUGAGUCAAAUUGAUAAACUCUAGCCAAAAAAUUCUUAGCAUCUGGCACUUCCACGGAAACCACAAACAAUGAUUGCACAUAUGGGAGCUCGAAAGCUAGAGGUCAUGACAGCAGUUUAUUACAUGCACCUUACAGUGAUCAUUUUCCCUAGGAAAUUAACCCCUCUCUAAUACAAAUGCAUCAAGUGAGCUCUUCACAGCAUUUCGAUCAUGUUGUUUUAGCUAAUCAAAGAAUACUUGUGCAGCUAAAGUGGUGACAAGAUGCAAUUAAGUAAAAGAUGAUUGAUUAGGUUUCAGUGUUUGCUCAAUAAUGCAUAAAAAAGAUGAUUGUGAGAUCAGAAUGCUGGGUACCAACUUCCUCAGAGGUCCUUAUUGUGCAGCUGCAGGUCUGUGAUGGUGGCAGACAGAUUGUUCCCAGCAUUCAGGAGGGGUUACUGAGCUGUGUGGUCCUGGGUCCCAGCCAGGCUCUGGGCUGAGCAGCAGCACCUUCUCUGGCAUGGUUGGCUGUGGAGGGGAUGAUUCCUGCUGUUCUCAUCCCCCCGUUACCACCACACUGUGGGGCAAACCCUGGGGCUGGUGGUGGCAAAUGUGUUUAACAGUCAUGACAUGGAACACAAUUAUGUCAUUGUAAGUAAAGGGUGGUGGUUGCAACCACUUAUAUUGAAACACCAUCCUGGGCAUUUUGAACUCCUUUUCUUCUUUAAACUCUGUCGUCAAAAACAUCCAUAUCACUUGGCCCAGUUGCAGCUAACUAUACCUAAGGUGAGGCUCACGUUAGUUGCACAGCAGCUGCUGAGUGGAUUUUUCAGACCCGUCCUGCAGAAGAUGGAUGAGCAUUACCAGCUCCUUUGAAGGGUCAUUGCUCAGCCACCUCGCUGUACAUCAUGGCAUGGGGAAGGUCCUUCAUGACAGUAAACCUUCCAGGGAUGAUGUAAACUCACUUACCUCUUCUUACUGAGCUCAGGACUCCUUUCCACUUUCCUUAAGAGUCAGAAGUAUAUCCCAAGCCACCGCCCCAGUUGUCCCAGGGAAGUCGGCUCUGGGAUGCUGCUGGGAUGCUGUGAGCUAGGGUUUGAGAGAGCACUUCCAUGAACCCUGUCAUAAGAACUGUAGUUGUCCCUGAAAGUCACUAGAAAUGCACAGUAGAAUUGUGAGGAAGGGAAGAGUUCUCACAAGCCUGGAGCUUAGUCACAGCAGUGAAAGGACAGAGCCUGCUGAAGCACGACAUGGCUGUGGGAGCUGGAGCCACAGUACCCAGAGUCUCAGUGCUCCAGAUUGUGCUUUACACAACCCCAUGCCCAAACCACCUCACGCCUUUCUGACCAGCAGCUUUUCUCUGUGCAUGCAGGUUCCUCCAGAGCCCCUCUUCUUUGGCCUGGAGGCACAGGGAAGCUGUAGCCAGAGCUUUGGGCAGCUGUGCUCCUCAGUUAGGGAGGUACUUGGUCACAAGACAUAUGAAGUCUUUUGGCUUUGGUGGGCUUUCAGCAUGGUCUUGCUCCUCUAAGGCUGAUCUGACUACACUGAUGGCUGUUUCCCUCCUCGCGUCUGCAGCCGGAUACCCUUGGCUCAGCGCACCCUGGUUCUACUCAGCAGCAGCUGUGAAGGGGCUACCGGAUACCUUGCAUUGGGAACUCUGUUUUUAA
This is a messenger RNA of Myiozetetes cayanensis, 6545 nucleotides long. It is a transcript of the gene LMX1B, whose product is annotated as LIM homeobox transcription factor 1 beta. The coding region runs from base 411 to 1613 and encodes 400 amino acids. The transcript has 8 exons. Gene Ontology annotation, biological process: neuron differentiation; regulation of transcription by RNA polymerase II. Gene Ontology annotation, molecular function: DNA-binding transcription factor activity, RNA polymerase II-specific; RNA polymerase II transcription regulatory region sequence-specific DNA binding. NCBI's taxonomy places the organism in Eukaryota, Metazoa, Chordata, Aves, Passeriformes, Tyrannidae. The record is from RefSeq and is a predicted model, not a curated record. Gene Ontology annotation, cellular component: nucleus.